UUUGUCCUUCGCAGGUACCCGUUACAAAACAAGGAAACAGCGAUCGGCUAGGUGCCUGUUUUAUGUUCUUUAUAUUUACUUUCCAUGACUUUUUCUUCUGUUUUAAAAUUAUGUUACCUUAACGCUACCGACCUCGAUGAAUGGUCAAUCUAUUCUAAAUUCUCGUCUGUUACCCCGUCUGUUCUCGUCUGCCUAAAAACUGCUAAGCUAAUAACGCUUAGCGGUAGCUUCCCGAUUAGCAACAGCAGCAGUAAAUAUAAAAACAACAACAAAAAACAAACAAACAAAAAAAACAGGUUUUUAUUUUUUUAAAAAUGGUACAGAACAUUUUUCGGAGCGGUUUUCUGGUUCGGGUCUCUCACACAGUGCUGACUUUUCUCAUAACUCUGGUCCUCUUCCUACAUAACACAGAUUUGCGGCGUGAUGAGGAUCAAGGCGAGUUUCUGGGGCCUCUUCUCUUCUUCCUGCUGGUCAUGGGGUCAGUGCUGUUGUACUUGACAGUUUCACUCAUGGAUCCGGGCUUCGUUCUCACGGACACGGGGAAGGUCCUCCAGUGCUCAGACGAAGAGGUGGAGUCGAUGGUUCCUCGGUCGCUGACCCCUCGGCUGCGACGCUGUGGAUACUGUCUGCUGCAGCAGCAGCCAAUGAGAGCGAAGCACUGUCAGACGUGCAAACAGUGUGUGCGUCGCUACGACCAUCACUGCCCCUGGAUUGAGAACUGUGUGGGUGAGAGGAACCACCGCUGGUUCCUGGUCUACCUGCUGGUACAGCUCCUCGUCCUGCUCUGGGCUCUGCACAUCGCUCUGUCGGGAUUUUCUCCCAGCGCCUCGUGGCAGCUGUGGCUCAGAGCGAAUGGCAUCCUGUUGGCGGCGCUGUGCGUCGUGACUGUCUGCUCGUUGGUGACGCUGCUGCUGCUGGGGAGUCACCUCUACCUGGUCUCCAUCAACUGCACCACCUGGGAGUUCAUGUCACGUCACAGGAUCUCGUACUUGAAGGGCUGCGGGAACGAGGCGAACCCUUUUGACCGCGGUGUUGUGUGCAACCUUUGGGCCUUCUUCUGUAUGUGCAGGACGGUAGCGUGGGAACAGGUCUACCUCACAAACCUCAAGGGAGACGGCGUCUCGCCGUCCACAUCGCUGUCACUGACAGAGUCCUGUCCUUUAUAGGAUGAUGAGGAACAAUAUUGUUUAUAUUUUUUUAUUGCUGUAUGUGACUUCAUUAUGAAGUAAUUCAUACCAUCAAUCACAAAUAUUUCACUCAGUCCAUGCUUUGGAUCAUCCAUCUAGGCUUUUUGUUUGUUGAGAUAUUCAAAAAAAAAAAAAGAGGAUGUUUUCUGGACUGUUUUCCUUCACCAAACUACUCCCAAACUUUAUCACUUUUAGAUAUUUAUCCAAAUAAUAGUCCCACCAAGUUUGAAGGAAAUCCAUCCAGCUGGUUUUGAGUUAUCUUUUACACACAUACACUCCCCAGUGAAAUCACCUGCAAAUACGGGGUGAAAGAUGGUAGAAAUCAGAGAUCUGGAAGUUUUGUAUUUUUCAUUUUAUUUAUUGACAACAUUAAAACACUGAUGAUAUGA
Molecule: messenger RNA, 1576 nt
Organism: Thalassophryne amazonica
Lineage: Eukaryota; Metazoa; Chordata; Actinopteri; Batrachoidiformes; Batrachoididae
Product: probable palmitoyltransferase ZDHHC12
Exons: 5
Coding region: 315-1166 (283 amino acids)
Biological process (GO): peptidyl-L-cysteine S-palmitoylation; protein targeting to membrane
Cellular component (GO): Golgi apparatus; endoplasmic reticulum
Molecular function (GO): protein-cysteine S-palmitoyltransferase activity
Source: RefSeq, a predicted model, not a curated record